AUGAAGGGAACAAUCGUUGCGGCUGCGGCCAUCCUCGCCGGCGGCGCGAGCGCGAACAGAGUUCACCACCGUCACCUUCACCAGCCCUUGUUCGAGAAGAGGGUUCACAACGACACCGAGAUCUGUGUCCCCGGCUGCACCACCAUCUGGACCACCAUCACUGGUCCUGCCGGCCUCUACACUCCUCCCGCCACGGCCGUUCCUACCACCUCCUCGGUCAUCACCACCAGCGAGGCCCUCCCCACCCUCUCCUCCUCCUCGUUGGUCUUCUCCAACACCUCCUCGAUUGCGGUCCCUAGCACCACCGAGGUUGUCGUGGUCCCUACCACCACCUCCCAAGGCCCCAUCACCGUGCCCACCCCGAUCCAGCAGACCUGCCCUACUCCGGGUACCUACACCUUCCCCGCCACCACCGUGGUCCUGACCGAGACCAAGACCGUCUGCGGUGCCUCCUCUACCGUUGUUCCUAGCGGUACCCACACUCUUGGUGUGUCACCACCGUCGUCGAGACUUCCACCUUACCGUUGUCUGCCCCCGUCGCCUACCACCAAGACUGCCGAGAAUGGUGUUGUUACCAGCGUCGUUGAGCUUACCACCUACGUCUGCCCCAGCGCUGGUACCUACACCAUUGCUCCCAUCACCACCACCGUCACCGACAGCGAGCCCGUCACUGUUGUGGUCCCUGUCGUCGAGACCUACUGCCCCGGCACCUACUCUGCUCCCGCCGUCGUCACCACCGUCACCGAGACCAACGUUGUUGUCUACUGCCCCUUCACCGCUGUUGAGCCUCCUGUUCCCUCGACCCAGGCUCCUGAGCCCACCUCCGAGCCCACUUCCGUCGUUGCUCCUCCUCCCGUUGUCUCCGUCGCUCCCCCUGUCUCCGAGGUCAAGCCUUCGGUCACUUCUUCCUCUGUCGCCCCUAAGCCCACCGCGCCCACCAGCAACCUCGGCGGCAAGGGUGACAAGUGGGCCAUGACCUACACUCCCUUUACCCAGGACGGCCAGUGCAAGCCCGCUGCCGACGUCAUGACCGACAUCAAGGCCAUUGCCAAGGCUGGCUUCACCACCCUCCGUGUCUACUCUACUGACUGCGACACUCUCCCCAGCGUCGGUGCCGCUGCUGAGGCCACCGGUCUCCGUCUCAUUCUCGGCAUCUUCAUCGGCACUGUCGGCUGCGAAAACGGCUCUCCCGAUGUCUCUGAGCAGAUCGCCGCCAUCAAGUCCUGGGGCCGCUUCGACAUGGUUGACCUCGUUGUCGUCGGUAACGAGGCUCUCUUCAACGGCUUCUGCUCCGUUGGCCAGCUCACCGAUCUCAUCCACCACGUCAAGUCUGAGCUUGGCAGCGCCGGCUACUCUGGUCCUUACACCACCACCGAUGUCGUCUCUGCUUGGCAAGCCAACGAUGUGAGCUCCAUCUGCAACGCCAUCGAUGUCGUUGCCUGCAACGCUCACGCCUACUUCAACGCCAACACUUCCCCCGAGCAGGCCGGUACCUUCGUCGCUGGCCAGCUCGAGAUUGUUGAGAAGAUCUGCAACAAGCCCGGCUUCGUCAUGGAGACUGGCUGGCCCACCGCCGGUGAGUGCAUUGGCAAGGCCUGCCCCGGUCGCGAGCAGCAGAGGACCGCUCUUGCCGCCAUUAAGCAGGAGUUGGGCAAGAAGGUCGUCUUCUUCUCCUUCACCGAUGACCACUGGAAGCAGCCCGGCUCUUGCAACUGCGAGCAGCACUGGGGCUGUGGUGAGAUCUUCGGUGCUCAAAUCUAA
Messenger RNA from Sordaria macrospora k-hell, 1761 nucleotides. RefSeq lists its product as uncharacterized. Gene Ontology annotation, cellular component: cell surface; extracellular region; fungal-type cell wall. Gene Ontology annotation, biological process: cell wall organization. NCBI's taxonomy places the organism in Eukaryota, Fungi, Ascomycota, Sordariomycetes, Sordariales, Sordariaceae. The record is from RefSeq and is a predicted model, not a curated record. Gene Ontology annotation, molecular function: glucan endo-1,3-beta-D-glucosidase activity.